UUCAGCUCUCACAAACGAGAGCUGCGUCUCCAUGACGUCGCCACAUUCCCACCACAGAUCUCCCUCCCUUUCAGACGCGACUCUGACCUGGCCAAAGAAACAAAAAAAAAUUAAGUUUCCCGAACACGAGCACAUCCGUCGUCCGCGACCACAGAUAAGCAUUCUUCAUCCCUUCUGCGGGUUACCCCGCACCGCGAAGAUGUCAGAUAAAUGCGUACGACCUCUCGAACAAUGUCUGUCCGCUCCAUCGUUCGCUCCACCCUGCAACGGCAGCGCCUGCUCACCAGAAAAAUGGCCACCGUCGCAGCACCCACGCACUACGACGCCAUCAUCAUCGGCUCCGGCCAGGGCGGCACGCCCCUCGCCAAGGCCUUGGCCGAGGCCCAGCACAAAACCGCCCUGAUCGAACGCGCCCACGUCGGCGGCUGCUGCGUCAACGAGGGGUGCACACCCACGAAGACCAUGAUCGCGUCUGGCAGGGUCGCGGAGCUGACGCGCCGGGGUCCGGGGUACGGGGUGCAUGUGCCGGGGUUGUCGCGGAGCGACACAGACGAAAGGGACCAGGACCAGAGCCAGAAUCCUAUUGUGAUUGAGAUGGAGCGGGUCCGGCAGCGGAAGCGGGAGAUCGUGGAGUCGUUCCGCAGCGGAGGAGAACGUCGAUUGGAGGCGGCUGGGGUCGAUGUGUUGAUGGGGGAGGCGAGCUUCGUGGAUGGGAGGACGCUGGCGGUGGCGAUGCGGGAUGGCAGCAGCAAAAUGGUUACCGGCGGGACGAUUGUGAUUAACACCGGGUGUCGGCCGUCGGUUCCGCAGAUUGAGAAUCUUGAUGCGAUUCCGGGGGACCGGGUCUUGGAUUCGACCUCGGUCAUGGAGUUGGAUCGCGUCCCCGAGCAUUUGGUGGUGGUUGGUGGCGGGUAUAUUGGGGUCGAGUUCGGGCAGCUGUUUCGGAGACUCGGGGCUAGGGUUACCAUCCUCCAUCGCGGGACGCAGCUGUUGCUGCGCGAGGAUCCGGAGCUGGCCAGGCUGCUGCUCGAUGUCUUUCGGGAAGAUGGCAUGGACGUUCUGCUGGAGACGACGCCCGUUCGUCUUCAGCCGGUCACCGACGAGGGCUUUGAUGUUUCGAUCAGGUCCAAGCAAGGUGACCGAGUCUUAAGCGGCGUCACGCAUAUCCUCUUCGCGGCUGGGCGCGUACCGAACACUGAACAGCUAAAUCUAGAUGCCGCAGGUGUUAAGAUCGACAAAAAGGGCUAUAUCGCCACCAACGAAUUUUUGGAGACAUCUGUGCCUUCCAUCUAUGCGCUGGGUGAUGUCAAAGGCCCUCCCGCGUUCACGCAUGUCUCUUACGACGACUUCCGGAUCCUCAAGUCAAGUCUCUUAGUAACCCACCCGCCAGCGGCGAAACAGUCGACGAGAGGGCGGUUGGUACCCUAUGUGGCGUUCACUGAUCCUCAGUUCGCGCAUGUGGGAUUGCACGAGCAUGAGGCACGAGAAAAAUACCCCGGCAAAAGGAUCCUCACUGCGCUGAUGCCGAUGAGCUAUGUAGCACGGGCCUUGGAGAUUGACGAGGUCAGAGGAGCCAUGAAGGCGGUCGUUGAUGGAGAGAGCAAGCUCAUCCUGGGAUUCUCAUGCUUGGGGGUCGAGGGCGGGGAGCUGAUGAGUGUCGUGCAGAUGGCCAUGGCGGGGAACUUGUCGUAUGAGAAGUUGCAAGAUGGCAUCUUUGCACAUCCCACUCUUGCAGAAUCCUUGAAUAAUCUUUGGACGUUUUUGAAGUGACUCGUUGCUGGUGGAAGUGGAUUGUUGUGUCAUUCACUGGCCAGUUGCCUCCAAAUAUAUAAGGGGUCAAGCACUGGUUCCAUGUUCUGGGUGCAUGGUGGAACUGCUGACUACCAUGGGACUUCAC
This is a messenger RNA of Aspergillus fijiensis CBS 313.89, 1897 nucleotides long. RefSeq names its product mercuric reductase. The coding region runs from base 232 to 1770 and encodes 512 amino acids. The record is from RefSeq and is a predicted model, not a curated record. Lineage: Eukaryota; Fungi; Ascomycota; Eurotiomycetes; Eurotiales; Aspergillaceae. Gene Ontology annotation, molecular function: oxidoreductase activity; flavin adenine dinucleotide binding. The transcript has a single exon.